This is a messenger RNA of Osmerus eperlanus (European smelt), 564 nucleotides long. RefSeq names its product NADH:ubiquinone oxidoreductase subunit S5 (gene ndufs5). The coding region runs from base 104 to 424 and encodes 106 amino acids. The transcript has 3 exons. The record is from RefSeq and is a predicted model, not a curated record. Lineage: Eukaryota; Metazoa; Chordata; Actinopteri; Osmeriformes; Osmeridae. Gene Ontology annotation, biological process: mitochondrial respiratory chain complex I assembly.
CUCAUAUUUAGAGGAAAAUGGAUUUACGGCUGAAGUCGCUCUACCGUAAAGUGAGUGUCGGGAACACACGGAAGGUUAAAGUGAAGCCAACAAAACAAGAACCAUGCCGUUCGUCGACCUCCAGGGGAAGCUGGGCAUCAACAUGGACCGCUGGUUGCUGCUGCAAAGCGGCGAGCAGCCCCACAAGCGGGCGGCCCGAUGCCACGCCUUCGAGAAGGAGUGGAUCGAGUGCUCCGACGGUAUCGGCCAGACCCGGGCCAAGAAAGAGUGCAAGCUGGAGUUUGAGGACUUCUAUGAGUGCAUGCACAGGGAGAAGAUGCACAAGAGGUUAUAUGAGAUCCGCCAACAGCGUGACAAGAUGGUGAAGGAGGGCACCUACCAGCCUCCAGCACACCACACCGGACAGGCUGACGAGAGGCCCUGAACACACACACACGUACCCACAAGUCUCUGCUGUGUGAGACCUGCCGUGCCCCCAACCUUGUGUAUAAUAAUUAUUCUUCAGAUGUCACUUUUGUUGGUUUCGCUGUACAAGUUUGCAAAUAUAUAUUAUGAUUGAUCAUC